AUGAUAUCAACAUAUUCUCUCUCUCUCUCUCUCUCUCUCUCUCUCUCUCUCUCUCUCUCUCUCUCUCUCUCUCUCUCUAGAGAAAAAAAUGACUUUCCACCUAAGAAUUUAUACAAAACCUCUUUGUCUUUCCACCUAUAUUUCCAUUUUCUCCUCUAUCCACCUCGUAUUGUUUUUCACCUGCCAUUCCAAUUUUCUCUCUUUCCACAUAUCUGUUUUUCCCCCUGCCUUUCCACCUCUCUCUCUAUCCACCUCUCUGUCUUUCCACCUGCCUUUUCAUCUCUAUCUCUAUCCACAUUCUCUGUCUUUCCACCUGCCUUUCCACCUCUCUCUCUUUCCACAUAUCUGUCUUUCCACCUGCCUUUCCACAUCUCUCUCUAUCCACCUCUCAGCCAUUCCAGCUGCAUUUCUCUCUCUGAUUUCCACAUAUCUGCCUUUCCACCUGCUGAUCCACCUCUCUCUCUAUCCACCUUUCUGCCAUUCCAGCUGCCUUUUCACCUCUAUCUCUUUCCACCUAUCUUUCUUCCCACCUGCCUAUCCACCUCUCUUUCCACAUAUCUGCCUUUUCCACCUCUCUCUCUAUCCACCUCUCUGUCUUUCAACCUGCCUUUCCACCUCUCUCUCUUUCCAACUAUCUGCCUUUUCACCUGCCUAUCCACCUCUCUCUCUAUCCGACUGUCUUUGUCUUUCCACCUCUCUCUCUAUCCACCUCUCUGUCUUUCCCCCUGCCUUUCCACCUCUCUCUCUAUCCACCUCUUUGUCUUUCCACCUGCCUUUCCACCUCUCUCUCUAUCCACCUCGCUGUCUUUCCACCUGCCUUUCCACCUCUCUCUCUUUCCGCCUAUCUGCCUUUCCACACCUCUGUGA
This is a messenger RNA of Acanthosepion pharaonis, 867 nucleotides long. The record is from the annotation of a GenBank genome assembly. Lineage: Eukaryota; Metazoa; Mollusca; Cephalopoda; Sepiida; Sepiidae.